Molecule: messenger RNA, 1047 nt
Organism: Nakaseomyces glabratus
Lineage: Eukaryota; Fungi; Ascomycota; Saccharomycetes; Saccharomycetales; Saccharomycetaceae
Gene: SFC1
Product: Sfc1p
Biological process (GO): succinate transport; transmembrane transport; fumarate transport
Cellular component (GO): mitochondrion
Molecular function (GO): succinate:fumarate antiporter activity
Source: RefSeq, a predicted model, not a curated record
AUGUCCUCUUCUAAAAAGAAAUCUUCUAACCCAGUUGUGAACCUGGUGGCUGGUGGUACUGCCGGUCUGUUUGAAGCUCUGUGUUGUCAUCCACUAGAUACUAUAAAGGUGCGGAUGCAAAUUUACAAGAGACAGGCGGCACCCGCUGCUGCUGCAGUUGCAAGCAUGGCUGGCGGUGCUGGAGGUGCUGCAACUGCUACUGUCGGUGGUGGUGAUGCCACUGCCGCUAUUAAGCCACCUGGAUUCAUUAGAACCGGUAGAAACAUAUAUGCGCAAGAAGGGUUUUUGGCCCUAUAUAAAGGUCUAGGGGCCGUUGUCAUCGGUAUUAUCCCAAAGAUGGCCAUCAGAUUUUCUUCCUAUGAGUUUUACAGAACUCUGCUGGCUGACAAACAAACAGGUGUUGUUUCCACAAGUAACACUUUCAUCGCAGGUGUAGGUGCUGGUGUCACUGAAGCUGUCUUGGUUGUUAACCCUAUGGAAGUUGUUAAGAUUAGACUGCAGGCUCAGCACUUAAACCCUAACCAUGACUUGGCCAAACCAAAAUAUACAAAUGCCGUUCAAGCAGGUUACACUAUCAUUAAGGAGGAAGGUAUCUCUGCUCUAUACAGAGGUGUUUCUUUAACUGCUGCCAGACAAGCCACAAACCAAGGUGCUAACUUUACUGUUUACUCAAAGUUGAGAGAGUUCCUACAGGAAUACCACGGUACCGAAACAUUACCAUCUUGGGAAACAUCCUGUAUCGGUUUGAUCUCUGGUGCUAUUGGUCCAUUUUCAAAUGCUCCACUGGACACUAUCAAGACUAGACUACAAAAGGAUAAGUCUACUAGCUUCAAAGGUGAAUCUGGAUGGAAGAGAAUUGCUCACAUUGGUACUCAAUUGUUAAAGGAAGAAGGUUUCAGAGCUCUUUACAAAGGUAUUACCCCAAGAGUGAUGAGAGUUGCUCCAGGUCAAGCCGUUACAUUCACAGUAUACGAGUUUGUCAGAAGACACCUGGAGAACCUGGGCGUCUUCAGUAAACCUACACCAAAACCAAAGAAGUUGAACUGA